UGUCAUAGAGUUGCCUAUCGCCACACCGAUGCAUUUUCUGAGAAAUGGAAGGGUCACAAACUCAAGUCUACAGCAAAUUAGCAAUUAAAAAGAUUGCGCUCUAGAAAAUCAAUAAAACGCCGACGUUUCACGUAUCCACAGUUUUCCACUUUUUCAGUUUAUACCUAAUCAAUCAAAAUCCUGGACAUACCUCCCGCCCAGUUGGCUACUGCUACUUGCCCACGCGCGCGCACACACACACACAAAACAUAAAACAACCAUGGAAGAAGAAACAACAGCAGCGAUGGCAACAGCAGAUCUAUCAAACACGACCAAUUUCUUGGACUCCGCCCUUAAUAAGAAACAUCAAGCAAUGCUCGAUCGCCUCUCUAACCGCCACCAAAAUCGCAUCAACAAAUCCACCACCGCCACCGCCACCGCCGCUACGGCCUCCUUCCUCUCUAAAUUCACCGACGCCAAACAAUCAAUCGAAUCCCAACUUUCCCACUCAUCAACCCUUGCCGCAACUGAUCCGACUCUCCUAAAAUCUCAUCUCGUUAAUAUCUCUGCCUCUAUCUCCUCUCUCGAGCAAUUAAUCGCCGAAAACUCCUACCUUCUCCCAUCGUACGAACUCCGCUCAUCUCUAAAAACCGUCUCGGACCUUAAACAAUCUCUCGAUAAUCUCAAUUCCGAUCUCGUUCCGAAAAAGAAAUUCUCUUUCAAAAACAAAUCCACCUCAUCGAAGCCUAAAGAUACCGAAACCGCAAAAACAGAGCUCGCAAAACAAGCUACUACUUUUAUAAUUAGGGAUUCUCCAGGAAUUAGAAACAAAGAAAAUGACAUCUUGACCAAAAAUUUCAAAUCCUCACAGAUCGGUGAAUUUACUUUGGAGAAUCUUGAUUCUUGUGAAGUGAGGCUGAUUGGUUGUGUCAAUGCGCUUUUUAUUAAUAGGUUAAAGGAUUGUAGGGUUUAUGCGGGGCCGGUUACAGGUUCGAUUUUGAUUGACCAAGUUGAGAACUGUUUAUUUGUAUUAGCCUCGCAUCAAAUAAGGAUACAUAACGCGAAAGUGAGUGAUUUUUAUUUGAGAGUGAGGAGUAGGCCGAUAAUUGAGGAUUGCGGAGGGGUUAGAUUUGGGCCUUAUUGUUUGAGAUAUGAAGGGAUUGAGGAUGAUUUGAAGAUGGCAGGUUUGAAGGAGGAGAGUGAGAAUUGGAGUAAUGUUGAUGAUUUUAAGUGGCUUAGAGCUGUGCAGUCACCGAAUUGGCGUGUUUUGGAGGAGAGCGAGAGGGCUGGGGUUGUUGAAGUGAAUGAUUUAGGAAUUGGAAUAGAAAUGACUUAGGGCUUAGGAGGUGGUGAAAGUGUACUUGAAAGUUUGAUUGCAGGCAUGUAUGGAAGCACAGUGAUUAGAUGUGUGAGUUAACAGGAAGAUGGGCCUCAAACCUCAACCUCUACGAACUUGCCAUUUGCAAGGUAGGCUUCAUCCUGAUACAGCCUUUGUUGUUUGCACAGAACAACAGGUUGACAGAGUGCUUUUACCAUCUUGCUGUACGGUGAGCAAGAUGCCCUUAGUAGUGAAAACUAUGUUCCAUCAUUUAUUUUUCAGAAGCCUGAGAUGCAUUGGGUCAAUCAGUGGCCAUGAUUCUGGAGAGUCCUCUCUAAUUGGGUUGUCUUACAUUGUUUAGGGUCAUGGUAUAUCUUGAAGAAAGAGGACUUUCUAAUGAAACCUUCCGAGAAGUAAGGUGCAUCUGUAAUCACGCUAUUGUAAAUUAAACGUGACAUUCAAGUUGUGAAUUUCAUGGAUUUUGUACAAUUUAAUUUACAUUUUUACAGGCUUCUAGGUUGAUCCCUGAUUGUAUGAUGUUGGUCAGUAAGCAAUGAGAUUUGCAUUGUGUUUUCAA
Molecule: messenger RNA, 1874 nt
Organism: Ricinus communis (castor bean)
Lineage: Eukaryota; Viridiplantae; Streptophyta; Magnoliopsida; Malpighiales; Euphorbiaceae
Product: tubulin-folding cofactor C
Exons: 2
Coding region: 260-1315 (351 amino acids)
Biological process (GO): tubulin complex assembly; post-chaperonin tubulin folding pathway
Cellular component (GO): cytoplasm
Molecular function (GO): tubulin binding
Source: RefSeq, a predicted model, not a curated record